Molecule: messenger RNA, 488 nt
Organism: Synchiropus splendidus (mandarinfish)
Lineage: Eukaryota; Metazoa; Chordata; Actinopteri; Syngnathiformes; Callionymidae
Gene: mrpl52
Product: mitochondrial ribosomal protein L52
Exons: 5
Coding region: 26-415 (129 amino acids)
Biological process (GO): mitochondrial translation
Cellular component (GO): mitochondrial large ribosomal subunit
Molecular function (GO): structural constituent of ribosome
Source: RefSeq, a predicted model, not a curated record
GUCACCAGAAUUACUGGCAGGCAACAUGGCGGCCCCCGUAAGGGCAUUGUGCUGCUCAGUGUGGAGACAGUCGUGCAGACAACUCAGCAGCAGCUGUUCACUACAAGGUGGACAGAAGUGGAGGAAGGAACACGGACUUCCUCGAAGUGGCUCUGAAUAUGGGCCCCUGACAGACCUCCCUGACUGGUCCUUUGCAGAUGGACGACCAGCACCACCAAUGAAGGGCAUGUUGAGAAGAAGGCAGGAGCGAGAAGCUUUGUCUAGACGUAUCGUGAUGCUGAACUCUGAGGUUGACAAAGGCAUUGAGUCGUGGCAAACGCGAGAGGAGAAGGCCAAGAAGAUGGAGGAGCACCAACGUUCAGUCCUGCUCAAACCUAAAGGACGGUUGCUGAUUAAGAAAAAGUCACAGACUUAAAUUAGAAACUGCCAUCAAUGCUGUUAUUUAAAACAUCUGCCUCACCAUCUUUCUGUGACAUUUUACUGCAAUA